AUAACCUUCUUUGUGUAUUAGUUGUAACAUCGUAGCUGAGUUAGUUGCGUGAAGUUUGUGCACUGGUGCUUGAAAGUUCUUAAAAGGAAGUGAAAUUGUGGUCGUGGACUGUCUAGUGGCUAACAAAAUUGAAACCUAGUCAAUGCUUGUAUAAGUUGAAUUAGAAUAUGGAGACGUCAACUUCUAGCAGCGAUUCUGGGAAAUCUUUAAGUUUUAGUGAGAAAAAUGCAGAGCGAUUGAGAAAACUGAAAGAACUACAUUUGAAGAGGAAUGAAGCAAGGCAGUUAAACCACAAGGAGGUUGUAGAAGAAGAUAAGCGAAACUCUCUACCCUCCAACUGGGAAGCAAGGAAGCGAAAAGCGGAAUGGAUUCUCAAUGACGAGGCUCAGCGCAAAGCAGCUUCUGAUAAGGGAGAAGAUUAUGAUAGGGUGAAACUGCUCAACAUAAAUGCAACAGAGGCUGAACAUUUGGACAGGAAAAGGAAGAAGAAAAAUCCUGACACAGGUUUUGCGGAUUAUGAACAAGCCACCAUCAGACAGUAUAAUCGGCUGACAAAGAAUUUGAAAGUGGACAUGACAGCGUACGAGCACCAGAGGGAAAAGCUUGGGGAGGCUUUCUAUGGGGGACCGAAUACUAUACUCCAUGGGCUGCACAAGGACUCUAAAGAAGGCAUUGAAAGAAUGGUGGAAGAUCUUGAAAAACAGGUUGCCAAGAGAGAGAAGUACAGCCGAAGAAGGAUGCACAAUGAUGAUGCUGAUAUUGACUACAUCAAUGAAAGGAACAUGAAGUUCAACGAGAAACUUGAGAGAUUUUAUGGUCAGCAUACAACUGAAAUCAAGCAAAAUCUUGAAAGAGGAACAGCUGUAUAAACUUAGAACCAGUGAUGUAUUUGGGAACAUUCAAUGUGUUGUUUGUUUAUAAAUAAGUGUAACAUAUAUUUUUAAUUUUGAAUAUUUAUAAAUUAUAUUAAUGUAUAUUAAUAAAUAAUACAUUUGUAAAUGUUA
Homalodisca vitripennis (glassy-winged sharpshooter) is the source of this 1004-nucleotide messenger RNA. RefSeq names its product pre-mRNA-splicing factor SYF2. Lineage: Eukaryota; Metazoa; Arthropoda; Insecta; Hemiptera; Cicadellidae. Gene Ontology annotation, cellular component: post-mRNA release spliceosomal complex; catalytic step 2 spliceosome; Prp19 complex. The transcript has 4 exons. The record is from RefSeq and is a predicted model, not a curated record. Bases 168 to 869 code for a protein of 233 amino acids.